AUGGCUGUUCAGCGCGCUGUCAUUGUCCGAAAGCGUGGUCAAGUCACUUUGGCCGAUGAUGUGCCAAUACCCGCCCUGCCUGAUGACUAUAUCCUGGUGAAGACCCAAGCAGUGGCGUUGAACCCAACGGACUGGAAACACGUUGACUUCGACUCCUGCGCAGGAACAGUCGUCGGCUGUGACUACGCCGGUGUCGUCGAGGCUAUCGGACCACGAGUCACGAAGCCUUGGAAGAAGGGGGACCGUGUUGCCGGCUUUGUGCACGGGUGUAACGUGAUGCAGCCUCAGGGAGGUGCAUUUGCGCAGUAUGUCAUCGCGAAAGGGGACAUACAAUUCAGGGUGCCGGAAUGGAUGGGCAUUGACAGAGCCGCUUGCUUGGGCGUCGGCAUGAUGACUAUCGGUCAGAAUCUGUAUCAGUCCAUGCAGCUGACUGACCCUGGAAUGGUAUGCGAUGAUAAGAUCACGGAUCUGCAGAGAGACGAGAAGGGGAAUGAUGAGGAUAUCCCUAGCAUCAUGAUCUACGGUGGUGCAACCUCGACAGGCUCUCUCGCAAUCCAAUUUGCAAAGCUAUCGGGGCUGCGCGUCAUCACAACGUGCUCAGAAGUUAAUCGUGCCUGGAUGCAUGAGCUGGGUGUGGAUAUCGUCCUCGACUAUCACGAUCCUCAUGUAGGUGACCAGAUCCGCGAGGUUACCGAUGAUACCCUUGAGCUAGCUUUCGAUACAAUCUCCACUAAUCAGUCGGCUGCUAUAUGUGCUGCUGCCCUUUCAUCCUCCGGGGGCUGUUACAAUGCACUACUGGACGUACGCUGUCCUCGAGGCGACGUUGAUACUCAUGUUUCCAUGGCAUAUGAUAUGAUUGGGGAGCCGUAUCUGAUGGGGGGCAAAGAAGUCCAGGCUCAGCUAGAGAACCUCUCGUACGGGACUCAAUGGGUGAAUGCCGUUGAAAUUCUCCUGCAGACCCGCCAAAUCGCUUCUCCUCGGUUCCAGGUCAAGCCUGGAGGUCUGGCUGGCGUUACUUCGGGGUUGGAUUGGCUGCGGAGAGGCAAGGUGCGGGCCUCUAAGUUGGUGUAUAUUGUCGAUGAGACUUGA
Molecule: messenger RNA, 1089 nt
Organism: Aspergillus welwitschiae
Lineage: Eukaryota; Fungi; Ascomycota; Eurotiomycetes; Eurotiales; Aspergillaceae
Product: zinc-binding alcohol dehydrogenase family protein
Exons: 2
Coding region: 1-1089 (362 amino acids)
Molecular function (GO): oxidoreductase activity, acting on NAD(P)H
Source: RefSeq, a predicted model, not a curated record